This is a messenger RNA of Tetrapisispora phaffii CBS 4417, 2043 nucleotides long. RefSeq lists its product as uncharacterized. The transcript has a single exon. Bases 1 to 2043 code for a protein of 680 amino acids. Lineage: Eukaryota; Fungi; Ascomycota; Saccharomycetes; Saccharomycetales; Saccharomycetaceae. The record is from RefSeq and is a predicted model, not a curated record. Gene Ontology annotation, molecular function: microtubule binding.
AUGAGUAAUAAUACUUCAAAGAUCCCUUCAUUAUCAUUGGUAGAUAACACAUUUGAUUCUACUUUGCAUGUGAACAAGAAGCUAAAGUUAUCAUCAGAUAGAGAGAUGCUAAGUGAUGUCACCAACAAUGCAAAAAAUAAAUACUCAUAUCGUAAAAACUCAAACGAUAAAAAUGUAUCCAAUAUUUCAAGACUAAAUAGUUUAUAUGAUAUGCAAAAUAGAAGAUUGAUGAAUAAAUAUAUAUAUGGUGAUGCACAUGCGGUUGAAGAAGUCAAAAAACGUGAACGUAAAAUUAUCAAAGAUAUGAACCAUUUAAUCAAUGCCAUAGCAGAAAUAGAUAAAGAAACUUCAUCAGUAAUGUCGUCUGACUUGCCAGAGAUUAGAUAUCAGAUAUCAAAAAAGAAGAAUGGUUGUGCUGAAUUAGAAAAAGAAAUAAUGAAUUUGAAUUCAAUGUUAGAUUUAAAGCAGGGCGACUUAGAUCUGUUUAAAAGAAACGAAGAACUGGAGAUCAAAAAUUUACACUUAAAAUAUGAAGUUGAAUUGCAAGAGUUAGAAAAUGAAUUACAAGAAGAACUGAAUCAAGAAAAGUUUAAAUGGGAAAAGCAAAAACAGGAAUUAGAAAACAUGAAACCAAGCGAAGAGAUUGCUCAAGAGAUAGAGAUAUUAAAAGGUGAACUUGAAUCAGCAAAAAUUGAAUUGAAUAACAUUAUAAACCAGAACGAGAUACAACUAAAUGAUUACAAAGCAGAACUUCAAAAUAAAUUUGAAGAAUUUAAGAAAGAAAAGAAGGCUCCUUUAGAUAAACUUAUUAGUAAUAAGGAACAAUUAAAAGAGAAUAUUGAAAAAUAUGAGACUGAAAUAAUAAAUAUCACCAAAGAACAAGAUUUGCUGAAGAAGUCACAAGAAGAUUUAAGAGAAAAGAUUGAAAAUUAUAGUCAAAAAUUAAAGAAUUCUGAAAAUGAAAUGGUUCCACUAAAUGAAAAAUUAAUGGCUGUUUCCAAAGAGUUUGAAAUUCUCAAAAGUGAAAAUGAUAAAUUAAAAGAAUUGGCUUUCAAAGAAGAGCAACUCUACAAAGAAAAAUAUGAACAAGUUGAAGAAGAGCAACUACGAAGAAAAAAAUUGGAAAACUCCAUUGAUGAGCUCAAAGGCACUAUUAGAUGUGUGGCCUAUUAUUCCACUACCGAGUUGCAAGAUGCAUAUUCAAUUGAUAUUCCAAGCCACACCAUCACUUCAAUUGAUGUCGCUGGCAAUGAGAACAAUUUAAAUUUAAAAUUUUCAGACAAUGUAAAUAAAAAAGACGAGGUGAAGAGCUUACCUAAUAUGUAUGAGUUUAACAGAGUAAUUCCAUCAGAAUUAAUUGAAGAGUCUAUGAUGUUAUGCGAUGAAUAUCAAUGCUAUCAUGAUAUGUGUUUAGAGAACAGAACCAAUUUUAAUUUAAUUUCCGUAUCAGCAAGCCCAUGGAACAAAUUACGCAAAGCUGUCUUUCAAUUAUUAAUCCCAAAGUAUUUAGAAAAGUACAAUAUUUCUCUACAAAGUGUUUUUCUUUCCGAAGAGGUAUACUCACAAGAUUUAUUAUUACAGUAUGCAGAUACAUCAAUGAAUCCAGAAGAUAUUAAAGAUGGUAUAGAUCUUAAAAUCGAAGAGAAUUCUAUUGAACUGAAUAGUUACAGCAUGGAAAUUAAGGAAGACAUUUCUGAGCUACCAACAGAAGUAAUUGAACCAAAAGAAAUAACUGAAAGUGGUAUAAAUAUCUUGAAGUUCAAAUUUCUAGAGAAAAAUGAAUCUGAAUUAGAACAAGAGGAAAAUCCAAUUAAUUAUUACUUUGUGGAGUUUUAUAAUUUGGAAACCAAUUAUGUGUUAGAAAAGUAUGUUACACCAGGCGAAACACCAACCACACCUAUAGGGAUGAUAAUUAAAAAACUAAUACAAGACACAAAGUCAUAUUUCAUAUUUAAAAUGGACAAAGUUGACGUAACAGAUUUAUUUACCAACAUAUCGAAUAAAGUUAGUAAAUUAAAAAAUCCAAAGAGGAAACCAAACUAA